Molecule: messenger RNA, 309 nt
Organism: Pseudogymnoascus destructans
Lineage: Eukaryota; Fungi; Ascomycota; Leotiomycetes; Thelebolales; Thelebolaceae
Product: Phospholipase C
Exons: 2
Coding region: 1-309 (102 amino acids)
Source: RefSeq, a predicted model, not a curated record
AUGGACUUACUAUUAGAGCAGUUUGAGGCCGCAAAGAUACAAUAUCAAGAGGAUAGAUACAUGGCCCCAUGUUGCAACUCUGGUUGGGCUAAACUAGACAAGUACUAUGCUCUUACAGGUAGAACCCCAGUCUAUAUAGCAACAACAGUGCUGUGCCCAGCAUUCAAAUGGGAGUACUUCAAGUCUACUUGGGAGGAUGUGUGGAUCACUAGAGGAAAGGUUAAGAUGCAGGAAUUCUGGGAAGAGAAAUACAAGUCCAAAGCUAUUGUUCUUCCUCCACAAGCAAACACAAAAACAACGGUGCAGUAG